UAACCUCUCGACCUCCCUCCAGUGUCGCUCCCUCCCUCCCGCGACCUCUCUCCUGCGGCCUCCCUCCAGUGUCGCUCCCUCCCUCCCGCGACCUCUCUCCUGCGGCCUCCCUCCAACGUCGUCUCCUCCCUCCCGCGGCAUCCAGCGUCCGCCCCGACCUCCCUCCCGCGACCUCCCUCCAGCAUCGCCUCCCUCCCGCGGCCUCCAGCGUCCGCCCCGACCUCCCUCCCGCGACCUCCAGCUGCCUCCCUCCCUGGCACUGUGCGGAAGAAAGCGAGGACCUUUUCGGUUGUUGCUUCUGCCAUUUUGCCAGUGUAAUUAGUUGAAAGAGAAAUUCAGAAGGAAAUCCUUUCAACUAUAGUUGAUUUGGUUAAAGGAUCAAAGUAAUUCUCAUGGAGGGUGAAUCUACGAGUUGUCGUCAUUUGAAUUUUGAAGGAAAUGAAGCUAGUCGGGAAGGUGACUUUGAUGUUAUUGAUGAAGGCUUGAACAUUGAAACAGAUUUGGAUAUACCACAAAUGGGGUUGGAAUUUGAGACAGAAGAAGAUGCAUAUCAAUUUUAUUUGGCAUAUGCUAAAAAGGUUGGAUUUGGCGUAAGAAGAGGUAAAAUCCACAGUGAUAAAUCGGGCAAAUUACUUGAUAGGGUUUUUUAUUGUUGUGCCCAAGGUAAAAGAGGAAAAGACAAACGAAAUCUUUAUGUCAAAGCAAGUCGUGAUGAAACAAGGUUUGGUUGUGAGGCUAAAAUGAAGAUUAGUAAUCGGAAAAAAAGCAAGCUUACUGUGGUGCAAUUUGUUAAAGAGCAUAAUCAUUAUCUCUUAAGCCCAAACAAAAUGCACCUUUAUAGAAGUCGUAGGAAUAUAUCUUCUUCUCCAGCGAAACAGAUUGAGAUGACAAGUGAUAUGGAAAUCCCUCCAAAAGCAUCUCAUGAUCUUAUGGUGAGGCAAGUAGAUGGGAGGGAGAAUUUGGGAUGUAUUCCUGGGGAUUACAAAAACUACUUGCGAUCCAAAAGAACAAUAAAUAUGAGAGUUGGGGAUACAGGGGGUGUAUUGGAGUAUUUACAGAAAAUGCAGUUUGAUGAUCCUAAUUUUUUUUAUGCUAUUCAAGUUGAUGAAGAUGAUUUGAUUACUAAUAUUUUUUGGUCUGAUGCUAAGAUGAGAGCUGAUUAUGCUAAUUUUGGAGAUGUUGUUUGCUUUGACACAACCUACAGAAAGAACAAUGAAGGUCGACCAAUUGCGUUGUUUGUAGGUGUUAAUCAUCAUAAGCAAUCAAUACUUUUUGGUGCAGCUUUAUUAUAUGAUGAAACUAGUUUGACUUUUGAGUGGUUGUUUGAUACAUUAACUAGAGCUAUGGGUGAGAAAAAACCAACUACUAUUCUUACAGAUCAAGAUACAGCAAUGGCAAAGGCGUUAGCUUCCAAAUGGCCUGAAACACAUCAUCGUUUAUGCAUUUGGCACAUUUAUCAAAAUGCCACCAUACAUUUGAGUGGAACUUUUUCUCAAUUUAGUGACUUUGCUAAAGAUUUUGCCUCAUGUAUAUAUGAUUUUGAUGAAGAGGAAGAUUUUAUUUCAGCAUGGAACAUGAUGUUAGCAAAGUAUGCACUUGAAGACAAUGAUUGGUUGAGGUGCAUGUACAACAUAAAGGAAAAAUGGGCUUUAGUAUAUGGGCGGCAAAUGUUUUGUGCAGAUAUUACUACAACCCAAAGAAGUGAAAGUAUGAAUAGUAUUGUGAAAAAGUAUGUCACUUAUAAAUACAAGUUUUUAGACUUCUUCAAUCACUUCCAAAGACUUCUUGAUGAUCGUCGAUAUGAGGAAUUAAAAGCUGAUUUCAGAUCAAGUACAACUGUUUCAUAUUUAAUGUUUCCAAUUGAGAUUUUAAAGCAUGCUAGUGAAAUUUAUACUCCUGAGGCAUACAAGUGUUUUCAACGGGAGUGGGGCUUAUCUCAUGAUUCUAGUCUAGAAAUUUGUGAGGAUGUUGAUACAUUUAUAAAAUAUAAAGUUACUCCUCAUAAAAAGAGAAACCAUCAUAUAGUUACACUUGAUAAGAAGUCUGAAAAAAUUGAGUGUAGCUGUAGAAAAUAUGAAUUUGCUGGAAUUUUAUGUUCUCAUAUUUUGAAAAUAUUUACAUGGAAAAAUAUCAUGAAGAUCCCAAGUGAGUAUGUAUUGAAAAGGUGGACAAGAAAAGCAAAAAUUGGAUAUUUUGGAGUUAAUGAUUUAAUGACCAACAAUGCUAGUUUGGAUCCAAAAGUACUUCAAAACAUGCGAUACAAAGAUUUGUGUGCAUUGAAUGUUCAAUUGGUUACCAAGGCAGCGGAAAGGGAUAACACUUACAAGGUUGUUAAAGAUGCUAUGUUGAGCUUGUGUAAGAUGGUGGAUGAUAAGUUACAAGUUAAUGAAUCAAAUGUCCAGCAAUCAAAAGUGAGCCAAGAAUCCUGGGAAUUUGAUUAUGGUGAAGGGAACUCUACUGGAGCGAAAGGAAUUAAAAGGAAGAAGGAAACAGUCUUGAAAGGUGGAUCAGAGAAGAUUUUAAGGAAAAGAAAAGCAGCAACGAAAACAAACCAAGCUUCAACGAUUGUAAUGGAUGUAGAUCAAACUAUUUCUAACAUGGCCAGCUUACAAUGUGACCGGAUCAAUCAUCAAUCUAUAAAUUUUGUGCCAACAAUUGGUAGCUCUGUUGAUAGUGUGAGUAUGACUGAGACUCAAUUCUUACCAUUAUCGGCAUCGCAACUUUCUCAGGUGCAUCAACCAUCUCAUCUUGAUCAUUUUCCAACAAAUUAUCUAGAAUAAUGCUACAAAAGGUAGUUAUUUUUACUGCAAUGCGGCUAGUACAAUGGUUUGUGUUAAAUUUGGAAGUUGGAGAUUUUUUAUGAUUUGGAUUUCUCUUAUAUUGUGAAAACUAUGGAUGAAGAAUCAGAAUCUUAGUGGAGCUAGUUUGAGUGCACUUCUUUAGUGUUAAAUUGAAGUUUAUGUUGAUUUAUGGGGUUUGUUGGCAAGUUUGUUGUGAUAUUUGUUGAUCAGAACUAUGAUGGCAAGCUUUGGUGUGUAAUUGUUGUUUUUGUGGAGUAUUUGUUUGUAAAGAUUCUAUUGAUGUAUUGGUUUGGUUGUAAGGAUUUUAGUGUGGAUGUAUUGAUGUCGAAUGUGUAGAUCUUGUGAUGAUAUUAUUUUAUGGUGAUAAGUGGAUGAGAUUUGGUGUA
This is a messenger RNA of Zingiber officinale, 3187 nucleotides long. RefSeq names its product protein FAR1-RELATED SEQUENCE 5-like. NCBI's taxonomy places the organism in Eukaryota, Viridiplantae, Streptophyta, Magnoliopsida, Zingiberales, Zingiberaceae. The record is from RefSeq and is a predicted model, not a curated record. Gene Ontology annotation, biological process: regulation of DNA-templated transcription. Gene Ontology annotation, molecular function: zinc ion binding. The transcript is spliced from 8 exons. Bases 393 to 2780 code for a protein of 795 amino acids.